UGGCCUGCCCACUUUGUACUGAGGUUUUGGUCUUACUUCUCGCCUCAUUGACCCAAUCGACUCACCUUUGACAACAUUUCCAACAGAGUGUUGAGUCCUCCCAUCAAAUAACAAUUUCGCCUACAUCAUGGCGGUCUCCGUCAGUACAGUCAACGACGUUCCGGCCGCGCCGAGGGAACGCGGCAUCGAGAACGUCGGACGGCAUUCUGAUCAACAAGAACAACGUAUCGAACCUGUCCCUAGGGAAGAUUUCCCCCACCAACGAUACCCGCGCUGGAUCGGCCACAAAUUCGAGCCUGACGGCUGUUUGCUCCCAUUUCCUGGACAUACAAUCAUUUGCCAUCUACCUCAAAACAGCUCGUUGUAUCAUGAGUUGCUAUCACUCCAUGACAAACUGCGGCGACAGGACUUUGCCUCAUGUUAUGUCCUCUUGCCACCAUCAAGCUGGCAUAUGACUGUGUAUGAAGGCGUCUCGGACCAAAUACGCAAGCGCAAGUGCUGGCCAGGAGAAUCCGCACUCGACGCAACCCUGGAAAGUUGCACAACACUGGUUAGGGAGAAGCUUGCAAGCUUUGACCUGGGAAGCGAGCCACCAUUUCGGAUGACAAUAGCUGGAUGCGAGCCACUGGAAGAUGGUAUAGCCUUGAAGGUCGUGCCAGCAAACCUCGAUGAGGAAAGAAGACUUCGCGGCCUUCGUGACCGAUUAUCGAAACUUCUUCUCAUGCGCCACCCGGGCCAUGACACCUACUCCUUCCAUGUUAGCCUAGCAUAUAUGUUGCGUUUCCUUGGUCAGAAGGAUCAUGAGGCUAUUUCCGCCUAUUUGCAAAACCACCUAGACAAGCUGCCAAAGGUGUUCGAGCUUGAGGCUCCCGAGUUUUGUAUCUUUGACGAUCUGUUCGCUUUCCAACGGGAGCUGUAUUGAGAAAGCAGAGCUAGAGGACCGCAGCUUGAGGGGGCUCAUCACAUGGACAAUAGCUGCCAAGAGCACAGAAAGCUUCACGAUAUAUUCCCGGUCAAUCCUGCAGAAGCAAGAUCCGGGACGCAGCUGGUCCCCAAAGUAAACCCACUUGGUUCCGUCCUUUCUGCAUAAUGAAGUAUACGGGUGUGACAGCGCUCCGUGAGGAGAAGGGGCUUCCGGAUUGUGGUAAUUGUAUAAUAAUGCUAAGUGCUAAAAUGGUUCAAUGUAUAUCGUCAUCGUACCUGUUGGUACCUGCCAAUCAGCGGAGGGGUAACAAGCACGCGCGACCUCAGGAACAUCCUUCCAA
This is a messenger RNA of Exophiala viscosa, 1265 nucleotides long. Its product is annotated as RNA ligase/cyclic nucleotide phosphodiesterase. The record is from RefSeq and is a predicted model, not a curated record. Bases 128 to 922 code for a protein of 264 amino acids. NCBI's taxonomy places the organism in Eukaryota, Fungi, Ascomycota, Eurotiomycetes, Chaetothyriales, Herpotrichiellaceae. The transcript has a single exon.